This is a messenger RNA of Lepidothrix coronata (blue-crowned manakin), 995 nucleotides long. RefSeq names its product transcription factor COE2. The record is from RefSeq and is a predicted model, not a curated record. Lineage: Eukaryota; Metazoa; Chordata; Aves; Passeriformes; Pipridae. Gene Ontology annotation, biological process: regulation of transcription by RNA polymerase II. Bases 441 to 995 code for a protein of 184 amino acids. The transcript is spliced from 6 exons. Gene Ontology annotation, molecular function: RNA polymerase II cis-regulatory region sequence-specific DNA binding; DNA-binding transcription factor activity, RNA polymerase II-specific.
UCCGUCCCUUCGCCUCCCUGCCGACGAUUUAUCCACCCCCCUCCUGGUGUUUCCCACCCCCCCCUUCCCGGAUUAGGCGGCGAUCAAUCCUUUCUCCCCGCCGCGUCUGUUGAGAAACAGGUGAUCCUCGUUAGCGGCGGCCGGUUGGCGGACGCGGUUCGCUCCUCGAAGGAUGGUGGCACCGGGCGAGGCUCCAUCGGCGUAACUUCUGCUCGGCAAGAGGAGAAACUUUCUGCCCCGAUUCGAAGGCGUUAAAAGCGCGCAGCGUCAAAAAGCAGAAGAAGUUGGUUUCAAAGCUGAACUUCGCUUUCCCGGGAUUUGUGUGUGUCGGACUCAAAGGCUGCGUCGUUUUUGCUUUUCUUUUUUUGUAUUUUUUUUUUUCUUCCCUUCUCCUUUAUCUCCCGAAAGGAAACUGUUGCUAGUUGGAAUAGACUUUUUAAAUGUUUGGGAUUCAAGAUACUUUAGGAAGAGGACCAAUUCUGAAAGAUAAAUCUCUAGGUUCUGAGAUGGAUUCCGUCAGGUCCUGGGUCAGAAACGUUGGGGUUGUGGAUGCAAACGUAGCAGCACAAAGCGGAGUAGCUUUGUCCAGAGCCCACUUUGAAAAGCAGCCACCCUCCAACUUGAGGAAAUCCAAUUUCUUUCACUUUGUUCUGGCUCUCUACGACAGACAGGGGCAGCCCGUGGAAAUAGAGAGGACAGCUUUUGUGGACUUUGUAGAAAAUGAUAAAGAGCAAGGCAACGAGAAGACGAACAACGGCACACACUACAAACUGCAGCUCCUCUACAGCAACGGUGUCAGGACCGAGCAGGAUCUCUAUGUCAGGCUCAUCGACUCGGUCACCAAGCAGCCCAUAACUUAUGAGGGACAGAACAAGAACCCCGAGAUGUGCAGAGUGUUGCUCACCCACGAAGUUAUGUGCAGCCGGUGCUGCGAGAAGAAAAGUUGUGGCAACAGGAACGAGACUCCGUCCGACCCCGUGAUCAUCGACAGGUAG